Dioscorea cayenensis subsp. rotundata (Guinea yam) is the source of this 489-nucleotide messenger RNA. RefSeq names its product putative DNA glycosylase At3g47830. Gene Ontology annotation, biological process: DNA repair. Lineage: Eukaryota; Viridiplantae; Streptophyta; Magnoliopsida; Dioscoreales; Dioscoreaceae. The transcript is spliced from 2 exons. Gene Ontology annotation, molecular function: catalytic activity. The record is from RefSeq and is a predicted model, not a curated record. Bases 1 to 489 code for a protein of 162 amino acids.
AUGCCUCGAAACCCUAAGCAGAACAAGACUACACAAUCCCCCAAAUCCUCUGCUAAUCUCUCCUUCUCCUCCCCUGAUCUAUUCCCGGAGCAUCACCAACCAACGCCGGCCCAAUGCCGUGCCGUCCGUGAUGACCUUCUUGCCCUCCAUGGCAUCCCCAGAGACCUCGCCAAGUAUCGCAAUCCUGACCCCUCUGACGAAGCUCCUCCGGAGAAGACCGUCCUCGAUGGCGUCGUCAGCACCCUUCUCUCCCUGAACACGACUGACUCCAACUCCCGCCGUGCUUUCCUCUCCUUCAAAAUACGCAUUCCCCGCGUUCUUAAUGCUGAGCCGAAACGAGUGGAGGAUGCCAUCAGGUGUGGGGGCCUGGCGGUGACUAAGGCAUUGAGGAUACGAAGUAUUUUGAAGGAUGUGAUGGAAAGAAGGGGGGAGAUUUGCUUGGAGUACUUGAGGGCCUUGUCUGUGGGUGAGGACCGAGGUGAAGGUUGA